Fraxinus pennsylvanica is the source of this 660-nucleotide messenger RNA. Lineage: Eukaryota; Viridiplantae; Streptophyta; Magnoliopsida; Lamiales; Oleaceae. The record is from the annotation of a GenBank genome assembly.
AUGGUUAUUACUUGGUGGUUUAUAGAAACGGUUGUUGGUCCCAACAUCCUUAAAAAGUUUUCAGUUAGUUGGGUGACUCCAUUUUUUUCAAGGCCAAACUCAAUGAAAAUGGAUGUUUUUGGCAUUUUCUUGGUGGGUUUAAUUUCAAUGCUUUCAUCUGUUCAUGGCUAUGGUGGAGGAUGGAUCAAUGCUCAUGCCACCUUCUAUGGUGGAAGUGAUGCCUCUGGAACAAUGGGUGGAGCUUGUGGCUAUGGAAAUUUGUAUAGCCAAGGAUAUGGUACAAACACUGCAGCUUUAAGCACAGCUCUGUUCAACAGUGGGUUGAGCUGUGGGUCUUGUUUUGAGAUUAGGUGUGUUAAUGAGAGGCAAUGGUGCUUGCCUGGUUCCAUUGUGGUGACAGCCACCAAUUUCUGUCCACCAAAUAAUGCUCUUCCGAACAAUGCAGGAGGGUGGUGCAACCCUCCUCUGCACCACUUUGACCUCUCCCAGCCUGUUUUUCAACACAUUGCACAAUACAGAGCUGGAAUUGUCCCCGUUGCCUACAGAAGGGUGCCCUGCAGAAGAAGGGGAGGCAUAAGUGUCAAUAAAGGGGUCAAGAACCGGUUGGCAGUCUAUGUCAAGAAAUUGGGGCCAAAACUGGCAGAGCAACAGCUAUCUUAA